CGCCGCCGCCGCCGCCACUACUGGCACCGGAGCUUCCGAGCCUUUCCUGAGACCGACGACGACGACGACGACGACCAUACGCACGCAUACGCCGUGCACACGAACAGGAAGACACGAUGCGCACAGCUCUAGCAUAUCUAGCGGUAGCCCUCGUGGGCGCCACGGGUUCAGCGCAACAAAUAUACGACAUCUGGCAAACGACCUGGGACCGCGGCAAGCUGCUCACAUACACGAAUUUGGGCAGCAACCCGAUCAACUUCCAGUCGCCCAGCGUGAUCGGCCAAGCGGAUAUAGUGAUCGAUGAUACGCAGACGUUUCAAUCGGUCUGGGGCUUCGGAGGCACCCUCACCGACUCCUCCGCACUUACAUUGAACAACCUUAAGUCGAAGAACUCGACGGCGUACAACAACUUGCUGAAAUACCUCUUUGACCCGACCGACGGCGCGAACUCGGCGGGCCUGUCCUAUCUUCGUGUGCCCCUUGGAGCGUCAGACUUCUCCGCAUCCGCGUAUAGCUACGAUGACACCAGUGGCGACACUUCUUUGUCGAGCUUCUCUAUCAACAAGGCGCCUUCGUAUGUCUUCUCGGUCAUCAAGGAUAUCAUGGCGAUCAACAAGGUCCUACGCAUUCACGUCGUACCAUGGAGUCCGCCUGGAUGGAUGAAGAGCGGUGGCACUAUGAAAGGCGGCUCCCUCAACAGCGGCAAUGUCAAUGUCUUCGCGAACUACCUCCUCAAGUGCCUGCAGGGGUUUCAGAGCCAGGGCAUCUCCGUCUACGCGAUCGGCAUACAGAACGAGCCACAGAACAGUGACUCGACGUAUCCCUCGACGAACAUGCCGGUGGCGACGGAAGCGGCGGUCGGCACCGCGCUCAGGACGUUGAUGAACAACAACGGGUUUUCGAGUGUGAAGAUCAUCGGAUACGAACAUAAUUGGGACGACGCAGGGGACUACCCCGUACAGCUGAUGCAACAGGCUGGUAGUGCUUUCGCUGGAGUUUCUUUCCACUGCUAUGCCGGAGAUGUGAGCGAGCAGGACACCUUCCAUACCGCGUUCCCCGACAAGGAAAUCUACUUCACCGAAUGUUCCGGCACGAUUGGCUCGGACUGGUGGAGCGACAUUAAGUGGUACAUGGACAAUUUGUUCAUUGGAGGUAUCACGCACAACUCGCAUUCUGGCCUGAUGUGGAACAUUGCCCUCGAUGGAAACGGGAACCCGAAGCUACCUGGAACGGAUUCGUGCGGCGGUAACGGCUGCCGACCCAUCGUGACCGUCAACAGCGAUGGCACUUGGUCUGUCAACCAGGAGUUCUAUGCUCUCGGUCAAGCAUCCAAAGCGAUUCUGCCGAGGGACUCAGGCGGACCCUGGGGAAAGCGGAUCAAAGUUACCGUUGGUGGAUCUCUCAGCUGGGCGUUGAUCGUCGGGGCCUACGUCACCGGGAGAGUAAACUCGUCGGAUUGGCUGCGAUACUCGAUUGUGGUCCUGAACUGGGAUGAUACACCGAACGGUAGCUGGGACCCUACACCUGUGCAGACGACCAUCGAGUUCCGAGACAUGCAAGCGACGUACACGUUCCCUGUCGGCGUGACGACGAUGUGGUGGUACGCCCCCAACGAAGGCAAGGACUUCGCGACCAACGCUACGGCGUUCUACACCGACGAGCAGGACGGCGAGCAGCGCCCGAUGGGAUUUUUCCAGUGAAACAGAACCACACCCUGCAGGCUGCCGAUUAAUCUGGAUCCGCACUGCCCACAAGCUGCUUCCCUCCGAACACGGAAGCCACCCUCCCCACCUUCCGUCUCCGGCACCACACGCUCAUGAUUUAUGACAAACAACGAACGACGACGGAUCUGUUCUAGGUUACUCCCAUUA
Molecule: messenger RNA, 1871 nt
Organism: Punctularia strigosozonata HHB-11173 SS5
Lineage: Eukaryota; Fungi; Basidiomycota; Agaricomycetes; Corticiales; Punctulariaceae
Product: glycoside hydrolase
Exons: 23
Coding region: 117-1700 (527 amino acids)
Biological process (GO): glucosylceramide catabolic process
Molecular function (GO): glucosylceramidase activity
Source: RefSeq, a predicted model, not a curated record